Saprolegnia diclina VS20 is the source of this 1208-nucleotide messenger RNA. RefSeq lists its product as hypothetical. Gene Ontology annotation, molecular function: phosphatidylinositol binding. The coding region runs from base 72 to 1172 and encodes 366 amino acids. NCBI's taxonomy places the organism in Eukaryota, Oomycota, Saprolegniomycetes, Saprolegniales, Saprolegniaceae. The transcript has a single exon. The record is from RefSeq and is a predicted model, not a curated record.
CGAGGACGAACCACUCGUCGAAGAUAAUGGCGAGAGGUCGGAUCGGCUGGCUAAUAUAGAACAGAAACGGUAUGCUUGGCUGCCUCCCGUCGGUCCGCGACUACCUCGUCGGCCACUGGUGCGUGGCCAAAGACAUGGAAGCGGACGUCGUCGACUCGCUCACGACGACGCCGUCGACACCGCGGCUGCCAAUGCAUCUGGACCUGGCGUCCGACGACCUCCUUACGCAUCGGCUCAAGAGUCCGGGGCAUCGGCGCAGCGUUUCGCUCGGGUCGGCGCCGUACUCGCCGCGGCGCCCGAGCUUCACGGCGCAGGUGCAGAGCCUCCCGGUGCGGUCGCCGCGGCCGCCGUAUGCGACGCAGGAGGCGAUGCUCAUGCGCAACGUGCACAUCAAAUUUGUCAAAGCGCGCGGCCUCGAGGACCAUAAGACGCGGUACGUGCUCUACUGCACCAACCUCGUCUCGGGCCGGCGCUGGGAAGUGACCAAGUCAUUCCGCGACUUUUACGCGCUCAAGGUGUCGAUUCUGCGCAAUUUGCUCUACGGCCACAAGUGCGAAGAGAUUUGCCCGUGGCUGUAUGCGUACGUCUCGUCGAACUUCCCGCGCCGCCACCUCUUCCGGUCGCAUUGGCGGAGCGUCGUGCUCGGGCGCAUGACGGAGCUCCAGACCUUCUUCGACUACCUCCAGGUCGUGCUGCGGCACCACGCGACGGUCCAGCCCCACACGUCGUGCCGCAUCAUCACGUACCUCCUUCCAAAGCUGCUCGUCGACUUCUUCUAUGGCACGGCGCAUCCACCGUCCGAGGCCGAGGCGUCGCCGACGUUUCUCGACGAGCGGCCGCGGGCGUCCAUGAAGGCGACGGCCACCGACUGCGCGAUCUGCUGCCUCCCGCUCAGCCAAGCCGAGAGCUGUCCGCUCUCGCCGACGACUGUCCAGCAUACGAUUGACGAGGCUUGCGUUGACGAAGACACGCGGCUGGACGUGCAGCUGCGCCGGCGGCUCUCGCAUACCAACUCGAUCACGACGUUGACCUGCGGCCACCGCUUCCACGACGAGUGCAUCUUGGAGAAGCUCAACCAGCGGCUACAUUGUCCGCAGUGCGGCUUCGUACUGGGCGAUGCUCCGGCGGCGGUCGUGCGCCCGGCCGCGCCCGUGCUCGGCGCCGUUGUGUAGCAAGUUAUCACAAAUUUGAAUCCUGCUUGCGUUUCA